GGUCUGUGCCCUUGAUAUCUGUGGUAAUCUGCCUCAGUACCUGAGUGUUGAGGAGAGGACGUUUAUGGAAGGUUUUCCUCUGAGCUCUGAAUGAAUUGACCGUUAGCCUGCUCUGCAAACAUUAUAAUGUCAAAAUGCUGUCAGUGACAAACUAUCACCAUUACACCAUAUGCAUAUUAUGCAAUUGCAAAAAACGAUUUAACAGUUUUAUUCCUCCCUUUAUUGUAAUUUGCCUACAUAAGAGGUUGGCAGGAGUCUCGGGGGCGCUUGCUGUCACGGCCGGGGCAUACGGAGCUCACGGUUUCAAAAACAAAGACCCAGAUGAUUACUCCAGAGUGCUUUACGAGACGGCCAACAAGUACCACUUCUACCACAGCAUCGCACUGCUGGGGGCAUCUCGCUGUAGGAAACCUGCUGUGGCAGGAACUCUCUUAUUAUUGGGAACGGGGGCGUUCUGUGGGUCCCUGUACCACCAGGCCCUGACUGGGGACCCGGUGCUGAGGAAAUUGGCUCCGUAUGGUGGUGUGUUCCUGAUCGCUGGUUGGCUUGCCAUAGCUAUCUGAACUCUUACCUUCAACCCCUGGCUCCUGACCGUUGCUUGACAUUUGCUGGUGCUCAAUGACCUCUCGAUACGGGACACAAACUAACUGUUAUGUUCGGAGGCCAGAGAGGUGGAGAUGUCAGAGGUGUAGCAUUGGAAGAGGUUUUGGGGUAAAAGGCCACUUAUCUGACCCUGCUGGUGUGUGGCCAUGGGUGUAAAACGUAGAUAAGGCUGUAUCAUUUUCUAACAUAAUUUUCUCCCAGCAGUGUGUGUGCGUGCGCUUGUGUGUAUGAUUGACCUGAAAUAUGAAUAUGUUUAUGUCCUUUUAAGUGAAUAAACCUAUUGCAAAUAAUUGCAACUCUGUACUCCUGCCCCCCCCCCCCCCAUUCUGAGGUAGCCUUCUAAUUGUAAAUCUCUCUCACUUAAGAGGUCAAUGGAAAAUGUCUUCAUGGCACCUUAGCGUUUGAUCGUCUAAGUAUCAUAAUGUUUCUUUAACAUACAGAAAGCAAGGAGGGUUUAUUGACCACUAGUCUCACUUGAACCGUGUCUUUGCUACUCUGUAUACAAAUUAAAAGGGAAAUCUACUCAAUCAAAAA
Molecule: messenger RNA, 1137 nt
Organism: Esox lucius (northern pike)
Lineage: Eukaryota; Metazoa; Chordata; Actinopteri; Esociformes; Esocidae
Gene: tmem256
Product: transmembrane protein 256
Exons: 5
Coding region: 135-563 (142 amino acids)
Source: RefSeq, a predicted model, not a curated record